Messenger RNA from Naumovozyma dairenensis CBS 421, 1431 nucleotides. RefSeq names its product phospholipase D regulator (gene SRF1). The record is from RefSeq and is a predicted model, not a curated record. Gene Ontology annotation, biological process: positive regulation of catalytic activity. The transcript has a single exon. Gene Ontology annotation, cellular component: fungal-type vacuole; cell periphery. NCBI's taxonomy places the organism in Eukaryota, Fungi, Ascomycota, Saccharomycetes, Saccharomycetales, Saccharomycetaceae. The coding region runs from base 1 to 1431 and encodes 476 amino acids.
AUGAGCUCGCUGACAGACUUAACAUCAGUUACCAACGAUGCCCGGGAGAGAUCAGCGAAGAAUGGGGAACUACCUGAUGAGGAGUCACAGCACGUACGUAGCAAUGAUGAACCUAGUAACGCUAAUGCUAUCCGAACCAACAAGGGUGAUAAGUAUAAGGUAGGGGUUGCCGAUUCCUUAAAUUUUUAUGCUAUCCAUCCAACAACUGUACCGCCAUUUGAACUUGAUGCGCAAUUCCAAAAGGCAAAGCUCAAAACAUCAAUGGAAUCAUCUAGAGAAGAACAUAUUGCAAGUUUGAAUGGGAUUAAGAGGGAUCACCAUCAGUUUAGGGAUCAAUUUCUUGUGACUCAUGAUAAUAAAUGGGACAGUUUUAUUGCGAAUAUUGGUUCCAAUGUAGCAUAUUCCAAUAAACAGCGCUAUGUUGUCGAUUCUGAAUCCACAGAUACAGAAUCAUCAGCCCAUAGUUUUGACGGUAGUUUCCGUGAAAAAAAUGCCCACUUCUUGAGCUCCUAUGAUGAUGAAACAAGAAGGAAGAAUCAAGUUGAUGAAGCUGAACGGGAGAGGAAACGUGUCAGGGACGAAAUAUUGGAAGAUUUAACAAGCGAAUGGGAAGGUCAGAAAAGACUGGAUGCCAUAUUCAACUUACCAGUGGUAGAAGAUUAUAAUUUCAAGAAUCAAAAGGAUAGGAAUGAAUGGAUGGAUUAUGUAUCUAAAGUCAAAGAAUUCUAUUAUGGAAAACAUCCAAAGAAAAAGGAUUUGAAUAACCCAUCCCUGUCAGAUAGUAGCUCGAUCAGGAGCAACAGAACAUCACACCGUCAAGAAUGGCUUGAGGAAUUGAAUAAAGAAAAGGAGAAAUUACGUCAGUUAAAGCAGAGAAAGAUACAACAAUGGAGUCCAGGACUAAUACGGCUGGGGCUAGACAAUCAGUAUCUCCCAUUAGGGUUUAGGAUCGUCAUUGGGAUUCUUUGCCUUAUAUCGUUAGGACUAGCUGUAAGGAUUUUCCAGAAUUCUUCUUCUACUAUUCCAUCUAUCUCAAGAUCCAUACCGCAACAACCAAGCACUAUUAUGGCAAUAGUUGUCAAUGCUGUCGCAACUGUCUAUACUAUCUACAUUGCUCAUGAUGAGUUUUCUGGGAAACCAAUUGGAUUAAGGAACCCUCUUCAUAAAAUCAAGCUAAUCUUAUUGGAUUUACUCUUCAUUAUAUUCUCUAGUGCAAAUCUAGCACUGGCAUUUAAUGCAAGAUAUGAUAAACUAUGGGUAUGUACAGAUGACGAGGAUACGAUUCAUACCGUUCCAAAAGUCUCAUAUAUAUGUCGAAAACAAAAGGCAUUAUCUUCGUUUUUAUUCGUCGCCUUAUUCAUGUGGGUGGUAACUUUCACAGUCAGUAUUGUCCGUGUUAUUGAAAGAGUAAGUUCCUCAUCAAGAGAUUAA